Messenger RNA from Coregonus sp. 'balchen', 18979 nucleotides. NCBI's taxonomy places the organism in Eukaryota, Metazoa, Chordata, Actinopteri, Salmoniformes, Salmonidae. The record is from the annotation of a GenBank genome assembly.
AUGCUAGAAGCUGCACUUGUUGCCUUGGUGACCAGCUCAUAUAUUUGCAUGGCCAGUUCCCUGCAAUUCUUAAAAGUGAGUGAGUCUUGUGUGCAAACAAUGGUGAUUAGAUUAGUCAUCACACACCCCAUUGAGUUUUCACUGAAAUUAAUAGAUUGUUUAAUUAUAUUGUCUCCUUUUCCCAUCCUCUCUCUCAGUUGGCGACUUGGGACUCAACUCGUGGGCUGAACGGUAGUCUAAAGGAGAGUCGGAUAGAGAGCGGCAUGCAAGGAGUGACCGUCAAGGUGGUAACAUUACUAGUAAGUGCUUACUCACUACCAACUCUAUACCAACUUGCCACUUGAUGCUACUAUACUCUGUCUGGUCACCUUGUCCUUCUUCUUCAUCUGGCUCUGUGGAUCUACGACAUCUGUAAGACAUAAACUCCACCCUAACAGAAAAAAACAAAUAUUUUCAUAUGAUCACAUGAUCUUAUGUCAAGUUAAUGUGAUAAGACAACCUGGUCUCAGAGCAUUUUAUAUUAUUCUUUACGUAAAUACGAGAGACUCCAGUUACAGUUGAAGUCGGAAGUUUACAUACACCUUAGCCGAAUACAUUUAAACUCAGUUUUUCACAAUUCCUGACAUUUAAUCCUAGUAAAAAUUCCCUGUCUUAGGUCAGUUAGGAUCACCACUUCAUUUUAAGAAUGUGAAAUGUCAAUAAUGGUAGUGAGCAUGAUUUAUUUCAGCUUUUAUUUCUUUCAUCACAUUCCCAGUGGGUCAGAAGUUUACAUACACUCAAUUAGUAUUUGGUAGCAUUGCCUUUAAAUUGUUUAACUUGGGUCAAACGUUUCGGGUAACCUUCCACAAGCUUCCCACAAUAAUUUGGGUGAAUUUUGGCCCAUUCUUCCUGACAGAGCUGGUGUAACUGAGUCAGGUUUGUAGGCCUCCUUGCUCGCACAUGCUUUUUCAGUUCUGCCCACACAUUUUCUAUAGGAUUGAGGUCAGGGAUUUGUGAUGGCCACUCCAAUUCCUUGACUUUGUUGUCCUUAAGCCAUUUUGCCACAACUUUGGAAGUAUGCUUGGGGUCAUUGUCCAUUUGGAAGACCCAUUUGCGACCAAGCUUUAAUUUCCUGACUGAUUUCUUGAGAUGUUGCUUCAAUAUAUCCACAUAAUUUUUCUUCCUCUUGAUGCCAUCUAUUUUGUGAAGUGCACCAGUCCCUCCUGCAGCAAAGCACCCCCACAGCAUGAUGCUGCCACCUCUGUGCUUCACGGUUGGGAUGGUGUUCUUCGGCUUGCAAGCAACCCCCUUUUUCCUCCAAACAUAACGAUGGUCAUUAUGGCCAAACAGUUCUAUUUUUGUUUAAUCAGACCAGAGGACAUUUCUCCAGAAAGUACGAUCUUUGUCCCCAUGUGCAGUUGCAAACUUUUUAAUGGCGGUUUUGGAGCAGUGGCUUCUUCCUUGCUGAGUGGCCUUUCAGGUUAUGUCGAUAUAGGACUCAAUUUACUGUGGAUAUAGAUACUUUUGUACCUGUUUCCUCCAGCAUCUUCACAAGGUCCUUUGCUGUUGUUCUGGGAUUGAUUUGGGAAGGGUUAGCUAAAAGGUUAAGGUUAGGGUUAGCGGACGGGUUAGCUAAAAGGGUUAAGCUUAGGGUUAUGGGAAGGGUUAGCCAACAUGCUAAGUAGUUGCAAAGUAGCUAAAAAGUGGGAAGUAGUUGAAAAAUUUAUAAUUAGCUAAAAUGCAAAAGUUGGCCAUGAUGAGAUUUGAUGUUUGCGUUAUACUCCCACCCAUCCACCCCUAAGUAACGAUCUGUCUUAUGUAACCAUACCAAACGUAACAUAUUAUACUAAUUUGAGCGUCUCGGAUUUACCUUUACUAUGUUACGCCUAUGAGACCAGGCUGGAUAACAUGAAACUACACGUGAAAAUGUGAUCACGUGAAUUGUUCCAAAAACACAUUUUCACAUGAUGUAAAAUGUGUAAAAUUUCAUGUGAAAUAAUAUGAUUUUCCAUAUGUUAAAUGAUGUGUUUUUUUCUGUAAGGGAAACCAUACAAUACAGCUCUUUAGCUGCUUGUCCGCUACCAUUCUGCUCUCUCUCUUCACACAAGAUUUACCUGCUUCAUAUUUAUUCACAUAAGUUCUGCUCGGCUCCCUCUUGGCAGGUCUCCUUAAUUCAUGUCGUUUUUCCAACCCACCCCAGCAGCUCUCCUCCUCAACUCUCUUUUCCACCCAUUCAAUUCAGCCUUGACACUCUCCCAUAAAGAAGAGCCAUGGUUUGCCUCAGUACAUUUAGAGUGGGAAUUUCUGCCUGAUUAAGUGUCACACGUCUCCACAGCACUGGGUGUUACAGGUCAACAGACACCCAGGAAACUCUUUAUGAAGAUGAAGUUUGACUUGCAGCUGGUCUUCAUAAAGUUCAAAAUGAAAAAAAUACUGUUCUACCUGUCGGUUGAACUGGACCAGUUUAUGAACUAUGCUGGCCUGAUGGGACUGUGAUAUAAUGCACACAGACACUUUGUCAAAUUUACAGUAGCGUUUAAACUUUGGCUGCAUGAAUACUCUAUGUCUGUAUGUUUUUGAGCCAAGGCAUUUAGUCAAAGUAAAGUUGAACUUCUAAACCCAACUGAUGUUGUGUUGUAUAUGUUAUCCAACAGGAGGAACCCUUUGUGAUGGUAGCUGAAAACAUUCUUGGGCAGCCUAAACGCUACAAAGGCUUCUCCAUUGAUGUUCUGGAUGCUCUGGGCAAGAUCCUGGGCUUCAAGUAUGAGAUUUACCAGGUGGCCGAUGGAAAGUAUGGAACCCCUACCUCCAACGGCUCCUGGAACGGCAUUAUAGGAGAGCUCAUCAGUAAGGUAAGUCUGUCCAUCACAACUGGAGUUUGUACUGUUUGUUUUGGAGGUUUAUUGAUAGUUUGCUGUUGACUGUUCUGAUGACAUCGUCUUUCCCAAUUGCUGCAGUUCUCUCCUCCCUGGGUAGCUGACUGUAGCCUUGACACAGUGGAGUCCAUUAUAGUUUGGGUCUUCAUGGAAAGAUAGAUAGGGACAAAUUAUAUUUGAUUAUGGACUUGAGUUAAAGAGAUAGUGUUUAUCCCAACAAUCCAGACAUGAUUUGUGUCAUAGGGUCCCACUCUAGCAGCAGGUGUCCAAAACCAUGCCAUUACAAGAGUGUUGAUACUGCUGUGAAAUGAGAAAAACAGAUACUAGCAACGUGAUCAAUGUACUGAAAGUCUGUGAUUUGAGAUUAGCCUUUACAAUAAAGCUUUACAAUAAAAUAAUGUAGUUAAUUGGCAUGUGGAAUCUGUCCGGCCUCUAUUGGUCUGCAUGGCCUUCUGCUGUGUGAAAUAGAACAAGAAGUGUGAAAGAAAAAAAGAACAGAGGAGAAAAUCGUGACGCUCUAGUUUCAAGCCCAUAUAACAGUACAAAGAGCGAUUUUACAGUGUUAUUAACUUUUUUCUGUGACCAUAAAAUGGCAAACAUCAACAAACAGAGUAUUUUCAAGGCUGUAACUGAUCUAUCUCUCUAUCCAUCCACAGCGAGCAGACUUGGCAGUAUCAGCCAUCACCAUAACUCCAGAGAGGGAAAGUGUGGUGGACUUCAGCAAGCGCUACCUGGACUACUCUGUGGGGAUUCUGAUGAGGAAGUCAGAGGAGAAGAUCAAUAUCUUCUCUCUCCUGGCGCCCUUUGACCUGGCCGUUUGGGCAUGCAUCGCAGCCGCUAUCCCCGUGGUCAGUGUCAUGAUCUUCAUCCUGAGGCGGGUCCAGUCGGUCCGUCCCCCAGGGGGACACCAGGCCACCUCUGUGUCCACCUCCCUCCAGAGUGCCAUCUGGAUUGUCUAUGGAGCUUUUGUGCAGCAAGGUGAGCUUGGUAUUGUGGCAUCACACAAAGGGAAAGCUGGGGACACCAGCAUCUUGCAUCAAAGUUGCUUCAUAUACAGUGAAAUGCUUACUUGUUACAAUAUCACAGACAACAAAACACUGACUUUUGACCGUUGGCAGCAAUAUGACACAAAGAUAGAUAGGUCCAUAUAUGGCUAGAUGGAUAGACAGAUAUACACUAAGUAUAUCAAACAUUAGGAACACCUUUUGCCCUCAGAACAGCCUCAAUUCGUCGGGGCAUGGACUCUAGAAGGUGUCGAAAGCGUUCCACAGGGGUGCUGGCCUAUGUUGACUCCAGUGCUUCCCACAGCUGUGUCAAGUUGGCUGGAUGUCCUUUGGGCUGUGGACCAUUCUUGAUACACACGGGAAACUGUUGAGCGUGAAAAACCCACCAGCGUUGCAGUUCUUGACACAAACCGGUGUGCCUGGCACCUACUACCAUACCCUGCUCAAAGGCACUUAAAUAUUUUGUCUUUCCCAUUCACCGUCUGAAUGGCACACAUACACAAUCCAUGUUGCAAUUGUCUAAAGGCUUGAAAAUCCUUCUUUAACCUGUCUCCAUACCCUUCAUCUACACUGAUUGAAGUGGAUUAAACAAGUGACAUUAAUAAGGGAUCACAGCUUUCAACUGGAUUCACCUGGUCAGUCUAUGUUAUGGAAAGAAUCAGUUUAUAGCCAGACAUAAAAGCAAUGGAAAAGGCUAUUGUUAUGUCCCUAUGAAUGCCACACAUACAGGUAGCACAGAGUUGUUUCAUUUGAAGAAUGGUGCCCAUUUCCCACUAUAGCGUUUUAUAGGUGCCUUUGACUGAAAUAAUAUCAGGUUUCUUAGUCUGGUCCGGUCCAGGCAUCUCAGAUGUGAAUAAAUGACUACUUCAGCAACCACUGUUAAACCCUCAACGGCGUCUAGCACUUUGCCGGCAGCCUUUUUAAGCCAAAAACGGCCACAACAUUUUAGGAAUCCUCGCUUUAUUAUAUUUUCACUUGUUCACCUUUUCACAUGUCUUUGGAGGAUGACGUAAAUGUGUUGAUAAAUAUGAAUGACACUGUGGAUGAUUGUGAGAAGGUGCACAUCAGAGGUUCCCAAACUUUUUUGGCCCACGACCCCUUUUUGAUAUCUGAAAAUUAGUGCGACCCCAACCGUGUGAAAAAAAAAAAUGUAAUUAGCAGCUAAUGUUAACUUUUUUAUUCGGGGCUAUGGCAGUCAAUUGCAAAACAUUCUAACAGUAUUUCUGAUAGUGUUCUCAACUCACCAUCACAUACUUUUAAUGUGGGGCUCUGACAGUCAAGUGCAAAUUAGUCUGACAUAAUGUCUCUUAUUUCACCACCACUAAUGAGAUGCAUGUGCUUGACGAAUGUCGCGUCGGAGCUUCUCAAAGUCAGGGGUCGUGGUCGACAGUGAGCACCUCAUAUCUGUUGUCACAUCCAACCUGGAUCGAUAGUUGGUUUUAAUGCAGAUGAGAGCACUGAAUCCAGCUUCACACAGAUAUGAGCUGGCGAAGGGUACCAUGAGUUUUAAUGCUCAGGAACCAAAACUCCUCCAUAUUGACCCAUGAAUGCGUUGUAUGCAGCAUUCGGUCACAUGACAGCUUGAUCAGCUUUUCAACUGAGCCAGGAUCACAGUCAAACGGAUUUCUCUCCAAUAAGAAAUCUUUCCUCUGAAUCCACUGAUUCGGUCACUCAUUUGUAGAAUGUUUUUGUAUUUCCCCUUCAUGCUUGUGUUCAGUACACGGUGUAUCAUACAAUGCGUCCAUAUGGCAGAGGGACACACAUUCCUAACUAGAGUGCAGAAGCCUGCCCGUCAUCUCGUGAUAGAUAGAGCCCCAUCUGUGCAAAAGCCCACCAUUCGAUCCCAUGGAAUCUGUUUUUCGUCAAUAUAGCCACGCAGCACACUAAACAUCCGUUGUGUCGUUUCAUGCUCAGGUAUCGUGAGACAGAACAAUAUGUCCUCGUGAAUAACAUCCCCCGACAUGUAGCGAACAAAAGUCAAUGCAUCGGCAUCUCGGCCCUCACAGCUAACAUCCAUUUGGAGAGCAUAAGCUGGAGAGUUUCUGAGUCAUUCAGUCAGUUUCCUCUUGAUUGAUAGCUAUAGCAUAAUUUCUUAGUUUCACAGUGUUAUCUGACAAAUGUAUUGAUGUGAGUUUCUGUGCCUCUGCCUCCCCACACAUUGUUUUCACCAUAUCAAUUGCGGCCUGUAAUAUCAGUCUCUGCAAUAGUGUGUGGUUUCAUAGCGUAGCGGGCCUAGCCAUUAACCAUGGGAAUGAUUCAAGUGAAACGGUCAAGUGCAGCCUUUUCCCACGAUGUAAGGGCACUCUGGUUUUAGAUUAGAAUAAGUUGCAUUUUGAUUUUUAAGGUUAACCACAUUACAAUGAUUUCAAGAUACAAAGAUUAUAUUAUAAUACAGUGAGGGAAAAAAUUAUUUGAUCCCCUGCUGAUUUUGCACGUUUGCCCACUGACAAAGAAAUGAUCAGUCUAUAAUUUUAAUGGUAGGUUUAUUUGAACAGUGAGAGACAGAAUAACAACAAAACAAUCCAGAAAAACGCAUGUCAAAAAUGUUAUAAAUUGAGUUGCAUUUUAAUGAGGGAAAUAAGUAUUUGACCCCCUCUCAAUCAGAAAUAUUUCUGGCUCCCAGGUGUGAUUUAUACAGGUAACGAGCUGAGGUUAGUAGCACACUCUUAAAGGGAGUGCUCCUAAUCUCAGUUUGUUACCUGUAGAAAAGACACCUGUCCACAGAAGCAACCAAUCAAUCAGAUUCCAAACUCUCCACCAUGGCCAAGAUCAAAGAGCUCUCCAAGGAUGUCAGGGACAAGAUUGUAGACCUACACAAAGCUGGAAUGGGCUACAAGACCAUUGCCAAGCAGUUUGGUGAGAAGGUGACAACAGUUGGUGCGAUUAUUCGCAAAUGGAAGAAACACAAAAUAACUGUCAAUCUCCCUCGGCCUGGGGCUCCAUGCAAGAUCUCACCUCGUGGAGUUGCAAUGAUCAUGAGAACGGUGAGGAAUCAGCCCAGAAAUACACGGGAGGAUCUUGUCAAUGAUCUCAAGGCAGCUCGGACCAUAGUCACCAAGAAAACAAUUGGUAACACACUACGCCGUGAAGGACUGAAAUCCUGCAGCGCCCGCAAGAUCCCCCUGCUCAAGAAAGCACAUAUACAGGGCCGUCUGAGUUUGCAAAUGAACAUCUGAAUGAUUCAGAGGAGAACUGGGUGAAAGUGUUGUGAUCAGAUGAGACCAAAAUCGAGCUCUUUGGCAUCAACUCAACUCGCCGUGUUUGGAGGAGGAGGAAUGCUGCCUAUGACCCCAAGAACACCAUCCCCACCAUCAAACAUUAGAGGUGCUUUGGGGGUGUUUUUCUGCUAAGGGGACUGGACAACUUCACCGCAUCAAAGGGACGAUGGACGGGGCCAUGUACCGUCAAAUCUUGGGUGAGAACCUCCUUCCCUCAGCCAGGGCAUUGAAAAUGCGUUGUGGAUGGGUAUUCCAGCAUGACAAUGACCCAAAACACACGGCCAAGGCAACAAAGGAGUGGCUCAAGAAGAAGCACAUUAAGGUCCUGGAGUGGCCUAGCCAGUCUCCAGACCUUAAUCCCAUAGAAAAUAUAUGGAGGGAGCUGAAGGUUCGAGUUGCCAAACGUCAGCCUAAAAACCUUAAUGACUUGGAGAAGAUCUGCAAAGAGGAGUGGGACAAAAUCCCUCCUGAGAUGUGUGCAAACCUGGUGGCCAACUACAAGAAACGUCUGACCUCUGUGAUUGCCAACAAGGGUUUUGCCACCAAGUACUAAGUCAUGUUUUGCAGAGGGGUCAAAUACUUAUUUCCCUCAUUAAAAUGCUAAUCAAUUGAUAACAUUUUUAACAUGCGUUUUUCUGGAUUUUUUUGUUGUUUUUCUGUCUCUCACUGUUCAAAUAAACCUACCAUUAAAAUUAUACACUGAUAAUUUCUUUGUCAGUGGGCAAACGUACAAAAUCAGCAGGGGAUCAAAAACUUUUUUCCCUCACUGUAUAUAUAUAUAAAUUAUAUAUAUACACAACUGUUCAAAAGUUUGGGGUCACUUAGAAAUGUCCUUGUCUUCGAAAGAAAAGCAAUUGUUUUGUCCAUUAAAAUAACAUGAAAUUGAUCAGAAAUACAGUGUAGACAUUGUUAAUAUUGUAAAUGGCUAUUGUAGCUGGAAACGGCUGAUUUUUAAUGGAAUAUCUACAUAGGCGUACAGGGGCCCAUUAUCAGCAACCAUCAGUCAUGUGUUCCAAUGGCACGUUGUGUUUGCUAAUCCAAGUUUAUCAUUUUAAAAGGCUAAUUGAUCAUUAGAAAACCCUUUUGCAAUUAUGUUAGCACAGCUGAAAACUGUUGUGCUGAUUGAGACUAGUUGAGUAUCUGGAGCAUCAGCAAUUGUGGGUUCGAUUACAGGCUCAAAAUGGCCAGAAACAAAUAACUUUCUUUUGAAACUCGUCAGUCUAUUCUUUUCUGAGAAAUGUUCCAUGCGAGAAAUUGCCAAGAAACUGAAGAUCUCGUACAACGCUGUGUACUACUCCCUUCACAGAACAGCGCAAACUGGCUCUAACCAGAAUAGAAAGAGGAGUGGGAGGCCCCAGUGCACAACUGAGCAAGACGACAAAUAUAUUAGAGUGUCUAGUUUGAGAAACAGACGCCUCACAGGUCCUCAACUGGCAGCUUCAUUAAAUAGUACCCGCAAAACACCAGUCUCAACGUCAACAGUGAAGAGGCGACUCCGGGAUGCUGACCUUCUAGGCAGAGUUGCAAAGAAAAAGCUGUAUCUGGCCAAUAAAUAUAAAAGAUUAAGAUGGGCAAAAGAACACAGACACUGGACACAGGAAGAUUGGAAAAAAGUGUUAUGGACAGACUAAUCGAAGUUUGAGGUGUUCGGAUCACAAAGAAGAACAUUUGUGAGACACAGACCAAAUGAUAAGAUGCUGGAGGAGUGCUUGAUGCCAUCUGUCAAGCAUGGUGGAGGCAUGGUGGAGAUUUGUACAGGGUAAAAGGGAUCUUGAAGAAGGAAGGCUAUCACUCCAUUUUGCAAUGCCAUGCCAUACCCUGUGGACGGCGCUUGAUUGGAGCAGAUUUCCUCCUACAACAGGACAAUGACCCAAAGCACAGCUCCAAACUAUGCAAUAACUAUUUAGGGAAGAAGCAGUCAGCUGGUAUUCUGUCUAUAUAUAUCUAUAUAUUUUUUUAACCAGGAUUUUGAUAAUUCUCCUGCGACCCCAUUAUCAUAUCAGGCGACCCCACAUGGGGUCGCAACCCCUAGUUUGGGAACUGAUGGUUUACAUAAUGGCAUUCUAAAUCUUGGCAGAGCUUUGUUAUAAAAUAUAAAUAUAUAGAACCUCUUGACCUUGGCAUAAGUGCGGCAUGAACACAAUAUUACUCUGGUUUUCUUCUUUUUCUUUUUGAAGCAGUCCUAAGGGUACAUCAUUGAUAGUGACACUUGGAGACACAUGUAUGUUAUUUUUUUCUCACAGCCUGAAUCUCUCAGAUGACAUUUCUGUGGCUUUACUCUUCAAAAUGAUAAUUCACAUUGACAUUUCCUCGUCCGCUUUCUGUGAAGUUAGGCCAUGUGUGGAGACAGAGUGCUUAGACCUGCUACAGGGAGAGAGAGCCAGAUAGCUGCCUGGGCAAACAGUGGGAAUGUGGAGGAGCAUUUAGAGAGACAAUGAGAGGAAAAGUAUUUGGUAGAAAGGGGGUUAAAGAGAGAGAGCAAAAUUCAGACAGAAAUGGACAGAGAGACAGAAAGAGUACGAUGGAGUGAUGAAGUGCUAUGAUACAGAGAUGGGCGAGAGAGAGCAGAAUAAUUUAUUGAGAUCUCAUUUUCAAGAGGACCUGAAAAAUACAGUUACAUUAUAAAAAAUGAACCCGAUCAUUAGGACCAACAGGCUAAAACAAAACCGAUGGUGCAAUAAGUUGUGAUAUCACAAACAAUGAAUCAAAUCCACAUAAUAUUGUUCAAGACUUCAUACAGUACAUUCUAACUUAUGUUGUGUUUCUAGGGGGAGACUCCAUCCUGGGUUCUGUGGCUCUGCGUAUCGUCAUGGGCAGCUGGUGGCUUUUCACCCUCAUUGUGUGUUCCUCCUACACGGCCAACCUGGCAGCCUACCUCACGGUGUCCCGCAUGGACAACACUGUACGGUACGUUAUCAACAAUUAUCAACCCUGUUGUACAGUGUAUCCUUCCAUCUUCAAGACUCAAUGUCUGAAGUGAUGAUUUCCUGGUGGUAAGCGACCCUGUGUCUUCGACUGGCAAGGAUACUGGUAUGUCUUACCUUUUCCAGCACUGACCUGCACAGCCAAUUUCCUGGUGUUAUUUGUCUUUGUGGGUUAGAUCUCACCCAUUUAGGCAGAAUUAGACAUGCCAAUAAACUCAAGUUGGGCAGGCUGUUGACAAGUUGUCUCUCUUAUACAAGCCCAUAAAUGUGGACCAUGUGUGAUUCACACACACUAUGACAGACAAUUGUAAUUCCUGACCCACUCCUUAUAACAAGUUAGCCCUCCUCAGUCCAAAUGUUAUUUGUUAAUAAAUCCAAUUUAGCACACUCCUCUCCAAAUAGAACAUGUAGGUUUCCGGGGAGAAUGCUAAAUAGCACCUAGAUCCUUUAUAUCACAGCUUAUUGUUCAAUCAUCUGUACCCACAAACACCGUGCCCAUUAGUACAAGAAUGAAAUAUUAGUAGACAAUAUAUAAUAUAAUAUGCCAUUUAGCAGACACUUUUAUCCAAAGCGACUUACAGUCAUGUGUGCAUAAAUUUUUACGUAUGGGUGGUCCCGGGGAUCGAACCCACUACCCUGGCAUUACAAGUACCAUGCUCUACCAAUUGAGCUACAGAGGACCACAUAUUUCUUCUGCUCAGACACUAUUAUUGUGUCUCUGUAUAGCUGUGUAGAGUGGAAAUGACACAGUCAGAGGAAGGAGAAAAUUACGGAAGAUAUUUCUGUAUUGUCUUGGGGCCAAAUCCAGACUCUAGAAAAAAGGAAAAAGAUUUGUGUGUGUACAUGUGUGCGUUCAUAUGUGCAUGUGUGUAAAUCAAAGUACUAGUUUGUGUAAAUGGCAGGAAUGAUUUAAUCAAUAAAUCCUAUAAGCCCCAUCAGCCAACAUUUGCUUGCUUAAAUCCUUCCAUAAACUAAAUGUAAUGAAAACUAGUGUGAUAAUUACUUCUCAUUCUUUAUUGUAAAAUAAAAUAAAAUAAAAUGUAUUGGUCACAUACACAUGGUUAGAAGAUGUUAUUGUGAGUGUAGCGAAAUGCUUGUGCUUCUAGUUCCGACAGUGCAGCAAUAUCUAGCAAGUAAUAUCUAACAGUUCCACAACAAAUACCUAAUACACACAAAUCUAAGUAAAGGAAUGGAAUAAGAAUAUAUAAAUAUAUGGAUGUCAGAGCGGCAUAGGCUAAGAUACAAUAGAUAGUAUAUAAUACAAUAUAUACUUAUGAGAUGGGUAAUACAAGAUAUGUAAACAUUAUUAAAAUGCCAUUAUUAAAGUGACUAGUGUUCCAUUUAUUAAAGUGGCCAGUGAUUUCCAAGUCUGUAUGUAGGCAGCAGCCUCUCUGUGCUAGUGAUGGCUGUUUAACAGUCUGAUGGCCUUGAGAUAGAAGCUGUUUUUCAGUCUCUCGGUCACAGCUUUGAUGCACCAGUACUGACCUCGCCAUCUGGAUGAUAGCGGGGUGAACAGAAAGUGGCUUGGGUGGUAGUUGUCCUUGAUUAUCUUUUUGGCCUUCCUGUGACAUCGGAUGCUGUACAACUGUUUUGUCGUCUACAAACCUGAUGAUUGAGUUGGAGGCGUGCAUGGCUACGCAGUCAUGGGUGAACAGUACAGGAGGGGGUUGAGCACACACCCUUGUGGGGCUCCAGUGUUGAGGAUCAGCGAAGUGGAGAUGUUGUUUCCUACCUUCACCACCUGGGGGAGGCCCGUCAGGAAGUCCAGGUCCCAAUUGCACAGGGCGGGGUUGAGAACCAGGGCCUCAAGCUUAAUGAUGAGCUUGGAGGGUAUUAUGGUGUUGAAUGCUGUGCUAUAGUCAAUGAACAGCAUUCUUACAUACAGCGGGGAGAACAAGUAUUUGAUACACUGCCGAUUUUGAAGGUUUUCCUACUUACAAAGCAUGUAGAGGUCUGUAAUUUUUAUCAUAGGUACACUUCAACUGUGAGAGACGGAAUCUAAAACAAAAAUCCAGGAAAUCACAUUGUAUGAUUUUUAAGUAAUUCAUUUGCAUUUUAUUGUAUGACAUAAGUAUUUGAUAACCUACCAACCAGUAAGAAUUCCGGGUCUCACAGACCUGUUAGUUUUUCUUUAAGAAGCCCUCCUGUUCUCCACUCAUUACCUGUAUUAACUGCACCUGUUUGAACUCAUUACCUGUAUAAAAGACACCUGUCCACACACUCAAUCAAACAGACUCCAACCUCUCCACAAUGGCCAAGACCAGAGAGCUGUGUAAGGACAUCAGGGAUAAAAUUGUAGACCUGCACAAGGCUGGGAUGGGCUACAGGACAAUAGGCAAGCAGCUUGGUGAGAAGGCAACAACUGUUGGCGCAAUUAUUAGAAAAUGGAAGAAGUUCAAGAUGACGGUCAAGCACCCUCGGUCUGGGGCUCCAUGCAAGAUCUCACCUCGUGGGGCAUCAAUGAUCAUGAGGAAGGUGAGGGAUCAGCCCAGAACUACACAGCAGGACCUGGCCAAAGACCUGAAGAGAGCUGGGACCACAGUCUCAAAGAAAACCAUUAGUAACACACUACGCCGUCUUGGAUUAAAAUCCUGCAGCGCACGCAAUGUCCCCCUGCUCAAGCCAGCGCAUGUCCAGGCCCGUCUGAAGUUUGCCAAAGACCAUCUGGAUGAUCCAGAGGAGGAAUGGGAGAAGGUCAUGUGGUCUGAUGAGACAAAAAUAUAGCUUUUUGGUCUAAACUCCACUCGCCGUGUUUGGAGGAAGACGAAGGAUGAGUACAACCCCAAGAACACCAUCCCAACCGUGAAGUAUGGAGGUGGAAACAUCAUUCUUUGUGGAUGCUUUUCUGCAAAGGGGACAGGACGACUGCACCGUAUUGAGGGGAGGAUGGAUGGGGCCAUGUAUCGCGAGAUCUUGGCAGUGUAUCAAAUACUUGUUCUCUCCACUGUAGGUAUUCCUCUUGUCCAGAUGGGAUAGGGUGGUGUGCAGUGUGAUGGCGAUUGCAUCGUCUGUGGACCUAUUGGGGUGGUAAGCAAAUUGAAGUGGGUCUAGGGUGACAGGUAAGGUGGAGGUGAUAUGAUCCUUGACUAGUCUCUCAAAGCACUUCAUGAUUUAAACAAGAGAGAGUGUAAUCACCAUGCCUCAGUGUGGAGAGGUGAGAUUAAAGGACUGGGAUUAAAUGUAUUGCUUCAGAUUGUUGUCGCUCUGCAGAACAAUAUGAGAAACUCCUCUAAUCACACUGAUUCACUAAUUACCUCAUAGUAACCAGGGUUCAUUUGUACGGCAGACAAAACAUAUAUUAGACAAUUGACAAGUUAUUAGACAUGGCCUGGAAUACAGUCAAAAAUGCACUGAGGAAAACCUGCACAGUAAAAUGACCCUUUGAUUCAACCCUUAGAGAAACCUUACCAAAAUAGACGGUAUUGAGUCACUUCAUAAUAGCAGGAUUGUUAGGAAUGUUUUCACCAAAACAUUUCCAAAUGCUCCUCUAACCAAUUGAGACAUGAAAAUAGAGCCCUUUGACCAUGCACACCAGUGGUGGGUUUGGUGUCGAAAAGAGGAAAAAUAUGCCGAAAAGAACCUAAAACCUACUGUAACAAAUGGUGGUGGAUCUUUGAUGUUAUGGGGCUAUUUUGCUUCUAAUGGUGCUGGAUUCCUUGUUAAGGUCAUGAAAUAUACCCAGUACCAGGACAUUUAAGCCAAAAACCUGGUUGCCUCUACCAGGAGGCUGAAACUUGACCUCAAGUGGAUCUUCCAGCAAGACAAUAACCCCAAGCCCCCAUCAAAAUCCACAAAGUAAUGAUUAAUUGACCACAAAAUCAACAUUUUGCAAUGUCUCAGUCUCCGGAACCCCAUUGAAAACCUGUGGUUUGAAUUGAAGAGGGAAGUCCACAAGUGCAGACGAAGGAUAUCAAGGAUCUGAAAGAUUAUUUAUGGAGGAAUGGUGUAAGAUCCCUCCAAAUGUCUUCUCCAAUCUCAUAAAACAUUUGAGAAAAAGGCUCAGUGCCGUUAUCCUCGCAAGGUGAGGUAUUGAAAGGAAUUAGAGGUGCCAAUAAUGUUGACCCCUAUCUUUUUUAGAUAUUUUUCUAUUACUUGUUAAACAAAAGCUCUUAAUUUUUCUCUCAAUUGAAUUAGUAUUAAAGCAUAUAAUUUUCCCAUUAUUUUGAGCAUACAAUAUACACUGCGUGUACAUUAGGUAGACCUUCCUAAUGUUGAGUUGCACCCCCUUUCGCCCUCAGAACAGCCUCAAUUCGUCUGGGCAUGGACUCAAAAAGGUGUCGAAAGUAUUCCACAGGGAUGCUGGCUGGACCAUGUUGACUCCAAUACUUCCCACAGUUGUGUCAAGUUGGCUCUAUGUCCUUUGGGUGGUGGACCAUUCUUGAUGCACAUGGGAAAAUGUUGAGUGUGAAAAACCCAGUGCCUGGCACCUACUACCAUACACUGUUCGAACACUUACAUAUUUUGUCUUGCCCAUUCACCCUCUGAAUGACACACAUACACAAUCCAUGUCUCACUCAGUGUAGCUCAGUAUUUGUAUUAUUUAUUUUAUACUGUCUUUUUUGCUCAUCUUUAUCAAGGGUGCCAAUCAUUUGGACCUGACUGUAUAUGUACAAUAAUCCUGUCCAAUUAGCGUUCUUCUCCUGGCAUGUACUUUAUCUAAAAACAAACUUAUGGUACAGUGCACAAAUUACACUGGAGUAGAUUCAUUACUGAAUUACAUUUGUAAUGUGUUUUAUUAGGGGUUCAAAGCAAAGCUGUGAAACCUAUUGUUAUUCUAUGUUUUUUUCUUGACAUGGUCAAAUAACUCAAGCAUAGAUUGGUAACUACUUUCUAAUUUGGCACACAGAAACUAGAGGCCAUGAGUAAUUUGGUUAAAUAAAAUGGCACCGAUUGGCCUAUAGGUGGCGUUGUUAUAAGCAGUCUCACUUAAACCCUCAUAUCCGUCACCCCGUUUGACCUACAGACUUGAAACGUUGAAUGUAGGUGUCUUUCCUCAUGCUGAACAAAUUUACAUCAGGGACCCAUAAAUUCCAUCAGGAUAGAUUUUCCUCCAUCAUGUUGAAAGCAUCCCUGUGGAACGCUUUCAACAGCUUUUAGAGUCCCGACGAAUUUAGGCUGUUCUGAGGGCAAAUUGGGGUGCAACUCAAUAUUAGGAAGGAGUUCCUAAUGUUUUGUACACUCAGUGUAUUUGAGUUUUAACUUCUAAAGUUUGGAAUUUCAACUUUGAAAUCUCAGACUUGAUUUGUCCUAGUGAAAAAUAGAUCAACCCCUACAAAACAUGUCCAUUAAUUGUAAUCCAUAUAAUAAUUCACAUUUCAUCUUACUGCAGGAUUAUUUUCCUGCUAUAGCAAACUGGCUCAAAUUAAGAUCCUACAUCUGUAAAUCCAAAUAACACCAAAUUUGGUAUGUAGGCCCAAGGUACAUCUCUUAACUUAGUUUGAGAAAAGCUAAGGGAUUUGACUUGCCAUUUAAAUCCUUUGUAAAUCCAACAAUGGCCUAUCAACAUGAGGCUUUUGGGGGUCAUCAAAGACAUUACCAUGAUGAACCAUGUUAAGUUUAGCAUUGAUAUCUUUAAAAAAUCAGGAAAAUAUUAACAAUUAACUUUAAUUUUUACAAUAUAACGCUUAAAAUAAUCAAACAAAGUCUUCUUCUCAAGGAAGAAAUGUCAGAUUCACUCCGAAUUUGGUAUUUGCACUCAUCACAAUAGUCCCUAUAGAGUUUGAGGAAAUAAUGUUGAUGCACACAAAGAUGGCCACACUAUACCAGUAGAUGCAUAUUAGCACAUACGCUAAUAUGCACACAAAAAGCUAAGCAAUUAGUCAAAGGAUGGCUGAGUUAUUGAAAAAUCAUAAAUCAAAUGUUACGUGUCCAUUUAAACCAGUGGUCACCUCACCAACCUUUUCUGAGUCAAGAUCACUUUCUGAGUCAAAAUGCAAGCAGAUAUCUAUCGCUCAGAUUUUUUUUUAAUGUGACUUAAAAAACGUAAGCCAAUGCAACAUUAACCAAUUAAAAACAGUUCUGUAGCAAUGAGGUUUAUUCAGUAGGCUACAGGCCCAAUACAUUAUCACUGCAUAUUGGCUAUGCUUGAUUUGCCCUGCCAAAGUUGUUCUUCUCAGACCAUUUUGAAAUUAUAUAUAUUUUUUAAUGUAGGUAUAUGAUCACUCAGGUAAUAGAUCAUUUGUUGUAUUACUUGUGAGGCACAGCUGAGUGAGCAUAAUCAUUAGAAUUUUUUUCUGGACUGAUGGCCUGCAUCUGAUGGUCAGUCUGAGGGGAGGUAGUAGCGGUGAGGCUGCCUCACACCCGACUCACCGUCCCUCAGUCUACCAGCUGAUGGCGAAACUCAAGUCGCACUGCGUUAUUUCUGCCUCAUGCACCAAUUCAUGUUGUUACUCCUAUGACCAGAGAAAGUGAAAUAUUCCUUGAUAUUAAAAAAGACACAAGCUGCUAAUAAUAACAACGCAAGCUUAUCAAAACACUUUGCUAUAGUCAUUUGUUGCAAAUGCAGUAGGGACAACACACAUUUUUUGGCUUAUGAAAGUGUUAAACAAAGUGUUGACAGUGCUGAAUAACAAUUCCAGUCUUUAUCAUUGGGUUUUUCACAGAAAUGUUUGGUGAUCGACUAGGUUGGUGACCACUGAUUUAAACCAAUGUAAAUCCAAUCCACAGUUGCCUAUCAACUUGAAACGUGUCAUCGCUAUCAUGGAUGUCCCUAACAUGAACCUCACUGAAUUUAGUACUGUGAAAAAACAGGGAAACUAUUAACUCAUUCUUUGCAUAUAUAACGCUAAUGCACAAAAUCAUCUUCUCCUCAAGUGCAGUCGCAAAAACCAUCAAGCGCUAUGAUGAAACUGGCUCUCAUGAGGACCGCCACAGGAAUGGAAGACCCAGAGUUACCUCUGCUGCAGAGUAUAAGUUCAUUAGAGUUACCAGCCUCAGAAAUUGCAGCCCAAAUAAAUGCUUCACAGAGUUCAAGUAACAGACACAUCUCAACAUCAACUGUUCAGAGGAGACUUUGUGAAUCAGGCCUUCAUGGUUGAAUUGCUGCAAAGAAACCACUACUAAAGGACACCAAUACUAGAGACUUGCUUGGGCCAAGAAACACGAGCAAUGGAAAUUAGACCGGAGGAAAUUUGUCCUUUGGUCUGGAGACCAAAUUUGAGGUUUUUGGUUCCAACCGCUGUGUCUUUGUGAGACAGUGUGGGUGAAUGGAUGAUCUCCGCAUGUGUAUUUCCCACCGUAAAGCAUGGAGAAGGAGGUGUUAUGGUGUGGGGGUGCUUUGCUGGUGACACUGUCUGUGAUUUAUUUAGAAUUUAAGGCACACUUAACCAGCAUGGCUACCACAGCAUUCUGCAGCGAUAUGCCAUCCCAUCUGGUUUGGGCUUAGUGGGACUAUCAUUUGUUUUUCAACAGGACAAUGACCCAACUCACCUCUAGGCUGUGUAAGGGAUAUUUUACCAAGAAGGAGAGUGAUCGGAGUGCUGCAUCAGAUGACCUGGCCUCCACAAUCCCCCGACCUUAACCAAAUUGAGAUGGUUUGGGAUGAGUUGGACUGCAGAGUGAAGGAAAAGCAGCCAACAAGUGCUCAGCAUAUGUGGGAACUCCUUCAAGACUGUUGGAAAAGCAUUCUAGGUGAAGCUGGUUGAGAGAAUGUCAAGAGUGUGCAAAGCUGUCAUCAAAGCAAAGGGUGGCUAUUUGAAGAAUCUCAAAUAUAAAAUAUAGUUUGAUUUGUUUAACACUUUUUUGGUUACUACAUAAUUCCCUGUGUGUUAUUUCAUAGUUUUGAUGUCUUCACUAUUAUUCUACAAUGUAGAAAAUAGUAAAAAUAAAGGAAAACCCUUGAAUGAGUAGGUGUUCUAAAACGUUUGACCGGUAGUGUAUGUCCUUAGAAGCUGUGUGAAUAUAAAGUUACUGCAACCUGGCUGCACCAGACUAGUUGGUGGAAGUAUAAUGACAUUGGCACCAGUGGCACCAUAGGAUACUAGAGCAAUAACUAUUGAUCAAGUGGACUUUGUCUCAUGCAGAUGAAUGUUAGAUUUAAGUUAUGCAGACAAACAAUGUGAAACAUUGUGAAAAUAACACUGAAAAUAUUAACAUAAACCAUUAGUCGAAUUGACCCCAGAAUUGGUAUAUAAACUCAAUAAUUAAGUAAUUUCUUUAACGAUGACUAAACUUCACUUGCGUCAUUCUUGUAGUAUUGAGAGAUAAACAUGGUAAUGCUUUCACUGAUUGCACAUAAAGGAAGAUAGUUCCUACAUGAUAGAGUGCUUGCUUUGUUAUCCAACUGAUAUUAUGUCCUUUCUGUCAUCCUUUUCAUUGCUGCUCGCAGCUAUAUUCUAUUCUUAUUUUCCUAUUAUAAGACAUCAACAUUUGGCACUUAACACCUCUGCAUUGUUUUGUUCAUUAGUUCCUUUCCAAUAAGUUAGAGAAUUUGAAAAGAUACGUAGGCACAACUUCAAGUGCUAAGGCGAUAUUUGACUGUGGUUGAAUCCCAAUUAUCUACUAUUCUAGAUAGUUACCCUGAAUAUAAAACAUUUGAAUACCUGAAUUAACACAUUACAAAUGCUUACAAGAAGCAACACUGAAGGGAACUGGUAGUAGGAAUCCAGUGUACUGUGUAUGCUUGAAAUAUUUUUUUGGGACAAAUGAAUCAUUCUGGUCGCAUAGGGCGUCCUCCAACAGCACAUGACUACUUAUCCCCCAUGUGACCCAUAUCCUUUGUUCCCCUCAACAGGACAUUCCAGGACUUGUCCAAACAGAUGGACCUAGCCUACGGAACAGUGAGAGACUCAGCCGUGUACGAGUACUUCAGAGCCAAAGGCACCAACGCUCUGGAGCAGGACAGCACCUUCGCUGAGCUCUGGAGAACCAUCAACAAGAACAACGGCCAUGAACACUCAGUCUCCAGCCCCUCUGAAGGCAUCCACAAGGUGAGCUCAGGGACAGCCAGGUCUAAACUAAUUGAUUUCAGAAAACUGUAG